GGUGACUUUAAGAGGUACAUUCGAAAUUAUAUUGUGAUGUGAUGCCUCCUUGGGGACUGGCAAAAAAGCCUGUCAAGCUGUUCUUGAACUUUUCGUUCGGACAGUUUCUUUCUCAACCGUUAGAAGAUGAUCAGAUACUAAUAACCUCAAACGGUAUUGGCUGUAAAGAUAUUUACUUCAAUAUUGAUAAACUAAAUGCCUUACUAUCUGAAAGCGGAAUUCCUCUCGUCGUUUGUGUCGCUUACAUAUCUGAAGUAGUCAUCUGUCUGCCAUGGAGUGUUGAAAUUAAUGGGAUAGACUUUGUGGUACAAGCAAUUUCAGAAGUCUCCUCACCAUCUGGAACCGAUGAACUGUUUAAUUCAAUGAUAUCUAGUGUAACAACUGCAGCCUUUGCCGUUGCUAAGGCUGCAAACAGUUCUACAAUUCCUUCAAGUCUUUUCGAGGAAGGCUUUGUCCAAACAUCGGAAGAAGGUGCAAAUGUUGAGUCUACAGACAAAGAUAAAAUUCCAAAAGGCUUGCAGGAGCAAGCAUAUAAGUUCUUCGAAAAUCUUACAGUUGCCGCCGAGACAAUGAGUAUCGGUACAAAAGGUGCAAGUUCGUAUGUUGAUCAAGACAGUAAACAGAGAAUCGCACAUAUGAUUGAUUCAUUGAUUGCACAGACUAGCAUUGUCCUACGCGAUGUCAGUAUUCGUGUUGAAUGUGAGCUAAGACUACCAGGGCUUGAUCGUGCUUCUGGAUUAACACUAUCCAUUAAACACUUAUCAAUAUCAAAUCAGUAUAAAACAGAGGACAGACAACCACCUCCUUCACAAGCAACUGGUGGUCGUUGGUCGUGGUUAUGGUGGUGGCAAAGUUCAAACAAUACAGCUACUGGAAAGAACUCUGCCUCAUCAUCAUCAACGUCACCGUCGCCUACUACAACUUCCACACCAUUAGGAAGUUUAUCAACUAUGUUGCAUAAAAUUAUUCAUGUCGAAGAAGUUAAUCUAUUCUGGGAUUUAUGGAGUACUACAUCUAGUCAAGUAAAAACACGUUCCAGUUUAUCUAGUUCACCAGAUCCAAGUGAAUCAUCGUGUUCACCUCUUUCUAACAAAAAGACAUGUGGUCCAACAGCUGAUACAAUGGUUUCAUCAGCUAAACUAUUAACUCUAUCCGGUUCAGAGCAUACAGCACGAUUAAGUCUACGUGUCGGCUCAGCACUAAGUGGAACACCGAAUUUCACACCAUCUUCAACUGUACAAUCAGAUGAUUCAAUGAGAUCAGCUAAUAUGAAUUCGAUGCCUUCUAACUCAAUGAAUAAUGCUACUACUAAUAGUAAUAAUAGUAAUGUAUCAGACUUUCAAUUACGUUUACAUGUGGAUUUAGGACCAAUUGUUGCUUGUGCUUAUCCUAGUCAAUUCUAUUGGUUAAAUAUGAUGUUUGGCCAACUUGUACAUAUAUAUGAAGAUUAUGUUGAACAACGUAAAAGUAUAUGUGAACAAAAUAAAUUAGAAAAUGAUAUGAAAUGUUAUUAUUCUGAUCUGUUAACACGUAAUCAUUUGUCGAAUAUCAUAGGAGAAAAUGAUUGUGUCAAUGUAUUGACGUCUAAUUUGGAUAACCAUAUUCAUAAUUACUCUGAUCAUAAUAACUUUCAGAAACUACAUCCAACUUCUCCUUUGGAACUGAGGGAAGCUCAUCUUAUUGAUUUAGAUCUGUCAGACAAUGCAAGAGAUGCUCAAAAUCUUACCUCCACAAUGUUGAAUAGUGAACUAUUUCGUUCUUGUCUAACUGAUGUCUCAACGACUACACUUCACGAAAAUAGUGUUACCUCCAGCCAAUUUUUCGAUCGUCAGUUUAUACAAAAACCUGAUUUCAACAACAACAACAACAACAACAGCAAUAAUCGUAAUUCCCCUCAAGUAACUACAAAGUAUACUAUGUCUGCAAAUAUACUUUGUGUAGCAUUUAUUGCUUUCUAUGAAGAUGAAUCCGUGUUAACACGUGAACAAAUGGUUGAAGGUGUAACAUUUUCAUCCAAUGUUAAUUCUGUACAUAAAUCACGUUCAAGCGAAGCUGAUGAAUUGGAUGAAUUAAAGUUAAACAAACAAGAACAAUCAUUUGAUUCUGAUACAAGCAUACAAGAGCAUCAUCAUCAACAGUCGGAUGAUUUUAGUGAAAAGUCUAAAGGUAAUAGCAGUACUACCAAUGGCAGUGUUAAUAAUCCAACCGGAGAUUAUUAUUCAACAGUAAUAAAUUCUGCUGCAGCACUACCAGGACCGUCUAUAUUUUUUGCACGAUUUCACGGGUUUAUACCAACUCCAAAUUGUCAACUGAAGUCUACUGACAACACCACCACCACCAACAACAGUGUUGACGAUAAAGAUAAAACUCCCUUCAAAUGUCAACCUAUGCGUAUUAAUCGUGAAGAAGUUGAUACAGGUCGUAUGUCCUCUGCUGAAUGGGUAGCUCAUUUAAAGUAUCAAUUUUCUAAUAUGGCCUAUCCACGUGAUCAUUUAUGGUGAUGCACACCUGCGCUACACGCACACACACACACACAACAUCGAUCUGUUUACCUGUAAUUUGCAUUGUAUUUCUGUGUGUUUGUGUGUUUAUUUCAUUAGUUUUUCUGUGUUGUGUUUUAUAAUUUCUUAUUAGUAGUUGCCUCAACAACAAAAAAUCUAUUUUUAGUUGAUUAGUAGAACAGGUGCAUUUUAUCC
Molecule: messenger RNA, 2696 nt
Organism: Trichobilharzia szidati
Lineage: Eukaryota; Metazoa; Platyhelminthes; Trematoda; Strigeidida; Schistosomatidae
Source: the annotation of a GenBank genome assembly